Molecule: messenger RNA, 2397 nt
Organism: Musca vetustissima
Lineage: Eukaryota; Metazoa; Arthropoda; Insecta; Diptera; Muscidae
Product: transducin beta-like protein 3
Exons: 3
Coding region: 1-2367 (788 amino acids)
Biological process (GO): endonucleolytic cleavage in 5'-ETS of tricistronic rRNA transcript (SSU-rRNA, 5.8S rRNA, LSU-rRNA); endonucleolytic cleavage to generate mature 5'-end of SSU-rRNA from (SSU-rRNA, 5.8S rRNA, LSU-rRNA)
Cellular component (GO): 90S preribosome; nucleolus; small-subunit processome
Molecular function (GO): protein binding; U3 snoRNA binding
Source: RefSeq, a predicted model, not a curated record
AUGACAUUUUCCUGCGUUGUUUUUGUCGUUUUUGCCGUUCAGGCACGUUAUGCCAAUUUCUAUGCUGGCGGAGAUGUAGCAUGGAGUAAAGACGGCAAAUGGAUAUUCUGCUUGAAUGGAUCAGAAGUAGCAAAGGUAGAUGUUCAAACGGGCUUGGUAAAUCGUUCAUAUGGUUUAAACUACAACGAGGAAGGAGAACGUAUUAAUACCGGUGCCGAGGAGGAAGAGAAUGAUGAUGCCAUUUACUGUUUUGAUUUGUCGCAUGAUCAGGAAUAUAUGGUCACCGUGCAUCGUAGCAGUUUGGUUCGAUUAUGGCAUUUGGCCACUGGAAAAAUUGAAAAACUGUGGAAAAGUCAACACAAAGGCCCUGUGGUAAAGGUUGCUUUUAGCGGUGAUGCAAAACUGGUCUGUACAAGUGGUGCAGAUUCGACCCUGAGAAUAUGGGACUAUAACAACAGCAGAUGCUUGUGUGCCUUAAAGGAAUUCACUGGUCCAGCAAAUUUAGUACAAUUCCAUCCAAAUCCUGCUAAAAAUGAAAUAUUUGCUGCUGGUUCUGACAAUGCUAUUUACAAAUGGAACUUCGACACUAAGGAAUUGGAAGCAAAAAUGAAGGGACAUUUGUCACAAGUUACAGGUUUUGAUUUCUCCGAUAACACUGCGGAAUGUCAACAUCUGGUAUCUGUGAGUAGGGAUAAGGUUUUAAUAGUUUGGAGUUUGGACGAUGGCAAACAACUGAAAGUGGUACCGCUGUAUGAAGAGAUUGUUGGCGUGUUCUUCAAGGAUAAAACCAAUGCAGUAGUCGCUGGUCUAAAUGGAAACCUGAAGCAAAUAAACUGUUCCUCUGGCAAAAUAUCUGUACUUUUGGAAUGUCAAGAGGAGGAGUAUGAAAUUAACACAUUGUUAAGAAAUUCGCUGAAUAAUCAGUUGGCGGUAGUGACGACAGAUCACAAUAUUUUGAUUUUUGAAAUGGAACCCAAAUUAAAAUGUUUCAAACAUCUAAUUGGAUUCAAUGAUGAAAUUUUGGACAUUUGCUUCUUGGGAGAAUCGGAGGAAUUUUUGGCUGUUGCCACAAAUAGCAAACAUAUCAAACUGUACGACAUUGAAAAUGACAUGAAUUGUAACAUCAUUGUGGGCCACAAGGACACAGUAAUGACCCUUUCGUCUCCUGGAUCCAGUAAUUUACUGCUGUCUGCUGGUAAAGACUACAGUAUUUUCUUAUGGACUUUAGACAAGGAAAAUGCAACUUUGAAAUGUUUGGCCAAAAAUACGAGCAGUCACACAGCCACCAUUGGUUGCAUAAGCUUUGGUUUUAAUUGCAGCAAUUUAUUCGCAUCAGUAUGUCAAAGUGGUAGUAUGAAAGUUUGGACCCUUAAAAAGAAUCCUAAAAAAGAGGAAUACGAAUUCUUAAUCAAAUAUGCUGCAUUGGCUCAUGACAAGGAAGUGAAUAGCGUUGCAUUUUCUCCUAACAACAAAAUUAUAGCAACUGCUUCACAGGAUAAAACUGCAAAAUUAUGGUCAGCUGACUCGCAUAGCAUAAUUGGCACUUUGCGUGGCCAUACCCGUGGUGUUUGGAGUGUUCGAUUCUCUCCAACCGAUCAAAUUGUUUUGACAACCUCUUCCGAUUGCAGUUUACGUUUGUGGUCCUUGUCGAAUCUGUCCUGCCUAAAACGUUUGGAACAGACCGCAACAGUCCUGAGGGCUGAAUUUAUAGAUCAUGGCAAAUAUAUCAUAUCUUCCGGUUCCGAUGGUCUCCUCAAAGUAUGGAAUAUAAAAACCAAUGCAUGCGUUCAAACUCUGGAUGAACAUGACGAUAGGGUAUGGUCUCUGGCGGUAUCUUCAAAGACACAAAAGUAUUUCUUCAGUGCUGCUGCCGAUUCUAAGCUUAUCAAAUGGAAAGAUGUUACGGAAGAGUGCAAAAAUUCGGAAAUUGAUAAACGCCAAGCUGAACUACAGGAAGAACAAUCAUUACAAACAUUGUUGCAUCAGAAUAAGAAUUUGAAAAAGGCAUUUGUUUUGGCUUUGAAAUUGGGCAAACCCCGAGUAACGUACAAUAUUCUAAAUCAAUUCAUACAGAAACGAGAACAUGCAGCAAUUGGCGAUUUAAUAACGCAAUUGAAUAAUGAUCGGAAGCUAAUAUUAUUGGAUCAUGUCAAGGUGUGGACUUGUAAUGCUCGCUAUUCACAGGUUUCCAAUGUUGUGUUGCACCACCUCUUGAAGGAAAUGUUGGUCGAGCCAUCAUUGCAAAGAUCACUUAACGCCAAAAAUCUGGUAGAAGUAGUUACGCCAUAUGUGCAACGUCAUUUUAAGCGAGUAACUGAGUUAAGUAAAGAAUUAAAUUUCUUAGAUUUUAUUGUUCAAAAUAUUUAAAUAAAAUGUUGUAUUUUAUAUAAAAGAUAA